AUGGCGCCUCUAAGCUCGUCCAAGGACAAGUUCUUUGAGAAGGUCAUCAACCCUUAUCUUCCAGAGGUGAUGAAACACCCUCAGGAGAUCGAGAUGCAUGAGGGAGUACUUCACAUCCGGGAUGUUCAAUGGCCUAAGAAGACCGGAAGCGAGAAGGCCAGGCUGGUAGCGGUGGAGCAGGAGAUGUUAAAGUGCCAGGGGAUGGUGGAGCGUGGACUCAUCGCUAGCCACUCCAUGAUCACGAAAUUCAACCGUGAGCACAAGUUGGCCAGGCAGGAGGAGAUCGGAGACACCAUCUUCAAGCUCAAUGACAGGAUCGCUUUCCUUCUGGCCCAAAUCUAUGAUUUCCAAAAUUAG
Molecule: messenger RNA, 357 nt
Organism: Aegilops tauschii subsp. strangulata
Lineage: Eukaryota; Viridiplantae; Streptophyta; Magnoliopsida; Poales; Poaceae
Source: RefSeq, a predicted model, not a curated record